GGCCGUACCCAUGCUGCCACUGCCGCUGCGCCUCCGCCCCGGGCGGGUGAGGGGUGCCCCGCUGCUCCGCCCGGCCGCACUAAGAGGAGCCGCCGCCAGCGAUGGGUCCGGGCGGGGCCCAGCAGUAACCCGAGCUGAACAGGCACACAAGGUAGUUGCAAGCUACAAACCUUCAAAGUUUGACAAAAAAAUCCUCCUCUGGACCGGUCGCUUCAAGACAGAAGAAGAAAUUCCUCCAAGGAUCCCGCCAGAGAUGCUAGACAGGGCAAGGAACAAAGCCCGUGUUAAAGCUUGUUACAUCAUGAUCGGCCUUUCAAUUGUUGCCUGUUUUACAGUGAUUGCUUCAGCAAAAAAGGCUGCAGCACGGCAUGAAUCCCUGACAAGCUGGAACUUGGCAAAGAAGGAGAAGUGGAGGAAAGAGGCCGCGCUGGCAGCAGAGUCAAAGCCAAAGUAACUUUGUGAGAUGCCCCGUGUCCUUGUAGGAGCAAAGUUAACAGUCAAGAGCGGUUAGUGAAUUUCACCACCAAAUGGACAACUUUAGCACUGCACAAAUUAGAACUAACAGCAGCGAUUCUGAGAUCACAGAAAUUGAGGUAUUUAUUAAAGAUAGCAUACACACUUGGCACCUGAUUAAAAUCAGAAUGUGUUGCAGGUGAUUAAAGCCAAUAAUUGCAAAGAUGAGAUAGAUGCCUAAGAAUGAAAAGUAAAGGGCUUGUCAAGUGUCUACAAUCUGCCUUAAAACCUUUCUUUCAGGCUUGAUAUUGAGCUCUACUAGAAAGAUCAGAGUUCCUUACUGAAAAACCUAGUUGUAUUUUCUUAGUGAAAGGUUAAAUACAGCAAAGACCAAACUGUACUGAAGUGACAAUAACGAAACUGCAAA
Molecule: messenger RNA, 880 nt
Organism: Meleagris gallopavo (turkey)
Lineage: Eukaryota; Metazoa; Chordata; Aves; Galliformes; Phasianidae
Gene: FAM162B
Product: family with sequence similarity 162 member B
Source: RefSeq, a predicted model, not a curated record